AAAAUUUUCUUCAGUGAUAUUACCACUCUUUGUGCAGCCAACCGACAGUCCAAAAGAAACGAUCGCUGCGGUUGCGAAGCGAAGAAAAAUUUGCAGCAGCAACAAAGCUUGAGAAACAGGACAACAAUGGCGGUUAUUCAGCAAAGAUUUUGUAAUCCAAAAGUAUUGAAGCUAACUCUAGGGUUUAUCGCUCUCUCUAUUGCUGCCUACAUUGUCGGACCUCCUCUCUAUUGGCAAUUCUUAGAGGGUUCUGCCCCUGUUUCUCUCUCCUCUUCUUCUUCAUCUUCUUCUUCAACUACGCCUUCUUGUCCUCCUUGCACUUGUAAUUGCGAUUCUCCGCCUCUCAUAUCUAUUCCUGAUGGGCUCAGCAAUAUUUCCUUUACAGAUUGUUCAAAGCAUGAUCCAGGGGUCAGUGAAGAUACUGAGAAGAAUUUUGCUGAAUUGCUAGCUGAGGAAUUGAAAUUACGAGAAGCUGAAGCUGCAGAAACUCAGAAGCGUGCUGACAUGGCUUUGCUGGAAGCUAAGAAGAUCACUUCUCAGUACCAAAAGGAGGCAGACAAGUGCAAUUCAGGAAUGGAAACCUGUGAGGAAGCCAGGGAGAAGGCUGAAGCAGCUUUGGUGUCGCAGAAAAAAUUAACUGCAAUUUGGGAACAACGGGCUCGCCAAAAAGGAUGGAAGGAUGGAGUUACCAAGUCCGGUGCUCAGUUGCAGGGAAAUGUUCAGUCUGUAUAGUAUACUCUGUAGUUUUUCAGAAGACUCGCACCUGAACCUUUAUCACAGAUACUGAAUUACAGCCCAAAAUUUACAUUCAGGGUGUACGGCCCCCCAAAAUCCAUGAGCUGCUUGUUGCUUACUGUCAUCAUAUCCAUCGAGAAUUUAUCACUGGAGCUUGGAUAGUUGUCUCAACACAUUCCGCAUAACAAGAUGUGCAUAAUUGCUUUAAAAUAUAAUUUUGUAAACACGAAGAAUCCACUUUAGCCGGCUGAAAGUGUAAUGAAUAUUCUCGACAGCAACUUAGUGUUUUGUCUAAUUAUAUUUGGUAAACAGGAAAUUUUAUUUAUAUCUCAAAUGGCUUUUGUAACUUGGUCGAAACUUGCUGCUUGAGCUUUGAAGGAUUUUCUUAA
Chenopodium quinoa (quinoa) is the source of this 1124-nucleotide messenger RNA. RefSeq lists its product as uncharacterized. Lineage: Eukaryota; Viridiplantae; Streptophyta; Magnoliopsida; Caryophyllales; Amaranthaceae. The transcript is spliced from 3 exons. The record is from RefSeq and is a predicted model, not a curated record. Bases 127 to 732 code for a protein of 201 amino acids.